Molecule: messenger RNA, 4974 nt
Organism: Carassius gibelio (silver crucian carp)
Lineage: Eukaryota; Metazoa; Chordata; Actinopteri; Cypriniformes; Cyprinidae
Product: fibroin heavy chain-like
Exons: 1
Coding region: 251-4810 (1519 amino acids)
Cellular component (GO): extracellular region
Molecular function (GO): peptidase inhibitor activity
Source: RefSeq, a predicted model, not a curated record
AUCCGGUGUGUUAAGUAAGGGUGUUCCAUGACUGGAAUUGAGAACCACUGACUUGGAAUGGAAUUCUUUCUUUAGAUAAAACUUGCCAUUCACCAACCCUGAUCAAAGCCGCCUACCUCAGAUUUUUCUAAUGAUCCCAAAGACAUUGACUGGCACUGAUUAACAUGCUCGGGUGUGUUUGACUAGGGUUGGAGCUAAACUCUGCAGGAAUGUGGAUCUCGAAGUCCAGAUUUAAGGAUCUCUGGUCUAUAUGCACAAACUAAAGCUGACUAUCUGUGUUCAUGCAGUGAAGCCAGGUCAAUGUCCCAUACCGGAGAUGAUCCCACUCUGUGCUGAUAGCUGUUUCAAUGAUGGCCAGUGUCCUGCCACACAGAAAUGUUGCCCAACCACCGGUGGCUUUGCAUGCAGUGAACCGCGUGGCCAGGGAAGAGGUCAGGCAACUUGCCAUGGAAACGGUUCUGGCCAGGGAAGCGGCUAUGGCCAGGGCGCGGGUCAGGGAAGCGGCUAUGGCCAGGGCGCGGGUCAGGGAAGCGGCUAUGGCCAGGGCGCGGGUCAGGGAAGCGGCUAUGGCCAGGGCGCGGGACAGGGCGCGGGUCAGGGAAGCGGCUAUGGCCAGGGCGCGGGACAGGGCGCAGGACAGGGAAGCGGCUAUGGCCAGGGUGCGGGACAGGGCGCAGGACAGGGAAGCGGCUAUGGCCAGGGCGCAGGUCAGGGAAGCGGCUUUGGCCAGGGUGCAGGACAGGGUGCUGGCCAGGGAAGCGGCUAUGGCCUGGGAAGCGGCUAUGGCCAGGGUGCAGGAGCUGGACAGGGAAGUGGCGCAGGAGUUGGACAGGGAAGCGGCUAUGGCCAGGGUGCUGGAGCAGGACAGGGAAGCGGCUAUGGCCAGGGCGCUGGAGCAGGACAGGGAAGCGGCUAUGGCCAGGGCGCUGGAGCAGGACAGGAAAGCGGCUAUGGCCAGGGCGCUGGAGCAGGACAGGGAAGCGGCUAUGGCCAGGGCGCUGGAGCUGGACAGGGAAGCGGCUAUGGCCAGGGCGCAGGAGCUGGACAGGGAAGCGGCUAUGGCCAGGGCGCAGGAGCUGGACAGGGAAGCGGCUAUGGCCAGGGCGCAGGAGCUGGACAGGGAAGCGGCUAUGGCCAGGGCGCAGGAGCUGGACAGGGAAGCGGCGCUGGAGCAGGACAGGGAAGCGGCGCUGGAGCAGGACAGGGAAGCGGCUAUGGCCAGGGCGCUGGAGCAGGACAGGGAAGCGGCUAUGGCCAGGGCGCAGGAGCAGGACAGGGAAGCGGCGCAGGAGCAGGACAGGGAAGCGGCGCAGGAGCAGGACAGGGAAGCGGCGCAGGAGCAGGACAGGGAAGCGGCGCAGGAGCAGGACAGGGAAGCGGCGCUGGAGCAGGAGCAGGACAGGGAAGCGGUGCAGGAGCAGGACAGGGAAGCGGCUAUGGCCAGGGCGCUGGAGCAGGACAGGGAAGCGGCGCUGGAGCAGGACAGGGAAGCGGCGCUGGAGCAGGAGCAGGACAGGGAAGCGGCGCUGGAGCAGGAGCAGGACAGGGAAGCGGCGCUGGCCAGGGCGCUGGAGCAGGAGCCGGACAGGGAAGUGGCGCUGGAGCAGGAGCCGGACAGGGAAGUGGCGCUGGAGCAGGAGCCGGACAGGGAAGUGGCGCUGGAGCAGGAGCCGGACAGGGAAGUGGCGCUGGAGCAGGAGCAGGACAGGGAAGUGGCGCUGGAGCAGGAGCAGGACAGGGAAGUGGCGCUGGAGCAGGAGCAGGACAGGGAAGCGGCGCUGGGGCAGGAGCCGGACAGGGAAGCGGCGCUGGGGCAGGAGCCGGACAGGGAAGCGGCGCUGGGGCAGGAGCCGGACAGGGAAGCGGCGCUGGCCAGGGUGCUGGAACAGGAGCAGGACAGGGAAGUGGCGCUGGAGCAGGAGCCGGACAGGGAAGUGGCGCUGGAGCAGGACAUGGAAGCGGCUAUGGCCAGGGCGCAGGAGCUGGACACGGAAGCGGCGCUGGAGCAGGAGCAGGACACGGAAGCGGCACUGGAGCAGGACAGGGAAGCGGUGCUGGCCAGGGAGCUGGAGCAGGACAGGGAAGCGGCGCUGGAGCAGGACAGGGAAGCGGCUAUGGCCAGGGCGCUGGAGCAGGACAGGGAAGCGGCGCUGGAGCAGGACAGGGAAGCGGCGCUGGAGCAGGACAGGGAAGCGGCGCUGGAGCAGGACAGGGAAGCGGCGCUGGAGCAGGACAGGGAAGCGGCGCUGGAGCAGGACAGGGAAGCGGCUAUGGCCAGGGAGCUGGAGCAGGACAGGGCAGCGGCGCUGGAGCAGGACAGGGAAGCGGCUAUGGCCAGGGCGCUGGAGCAGGACAGGGAAGCGGCGCUGGAGCAGGACAGGGAAGCGGCUAUGGCCAGGGCGCUGGAGCAGGACAGGGAAGCGGCGCUGGAGCAGGACAGGGAAGCGGCUAUGGCCAGGGCGCUGGAGCAGGACAGGGAAGCGGCGCUGGCCAGGGCGCUGGAGCAGGACAGGGAAGUGGCGCUGGAGCAGGACAGGGAAGCGGCUAUGGCCAGGGCGCUGGAGCAGGACAGGGAAGCGGCGCUGGAGCAGGACAGGGAAGCGGCUAUGGCCAGGGCGCUGGAGCAGGACAGGGAAGUGGCGCUGGAGCAGGACAGGGAAGCGGCUAUGGCCAGGGCGCUGGAGCAGGACAGGGAAGCGGCGCUGGAGCAGGACAGGGAAGCGGCGCUGGAGCAGGACAGGGAAGCGGCGCUGGAGCAGGACAGGGAAGCGGCGCUGGAGCAGGACAGGGAAGCGGCGCUGGAGCAGGACAGGGAAGCGGCGCUGGAGCAGGACAGGGAAGCGGCGCUGGAGCAGGACAGGGAAGCGGCGCUGGAGCAGGACAGGGAAGCGGCGCUGGAGCAGGAGCAGGACAGGGAAGCGGCCCUGGAGCAGGAGCAGGACAGGGAAGCGGCGCUGGAGCAGGAGCAGGACAGGGAAGCGGCGCUGGAGCAGGACAGGGAAGCGGCGCUGGAGCAGGACAGGGAAGCGGCGCUGGAGCAGGAGCAGGACAGGGAAGCGGCGCUGGCCAGGGCGCUGGAGCAGGAGCCGGACAGGGAAGUGGCGCUGGAGCAGGAGCAGGACAGGGAAGUGGCGCUGGAGCAGGAGCAGGACAGGGAAGCGGCGCUGGCCAGGGCGCUGGAGCAGGAGCCGGACAGGGAAGUGGCGCUGGAGCAGGAGCCGGACAGGGAAGUGGCGCUGGAGCAGGAGCCGGACAGGGAAGUGGCGCUGGAGCAGGAGCAGGACAGGGAAGUGGCGCUGGAGCAGGAGCAGGACAGGGAAGUGGCGCUGGAGCAGGAGCAGGACAGGGAAGUGGCGCUGGAGCAGGAGCCGGACAGGGAAGCGGCGCUGGGGCAGGAGCCGGACAGGGAAGCGGCGCUGGCCAGGGCUCUGGAGGCGGACAGGGAAGCGGCGCUGGGGCAGGAGCCGGACAGGGAAGCGGCGCUGGGGCAGGAGCCGGACAGGGAAGCGGCGCUGGGGCAGGAGCCGGACAGGGAAGCGGCGCUGGCCAGGGUGCUGGAACAGGAGCAGGACAGGGAAGUGGCGCUGGAGCAGGAGCCGGACAGGGAAGUGGCGCUGGAGCAGGACAUGGAAGCGGCUAUGGCCAGGGCGCAGGAGCUGGACACGGAAGCGGCGCUGGAGCAGGAGCAGGACACGGAAGCGGCACUGGAGCAGGACAGGGAAGCGGUGGUGGCCAGGGAGCUGGAGCAGGACAGGGAAGCGGCGCUGGAGCAGGACAGGGAAGCGGCUAUGGCCAGGGCGCUGGAGCAGGACAGGGAAGCGGCGCUGGAGCAGGACAGGGAAGCGGCGCUGGAGCAGGACAGGGAAGCGGCUAUGGCCAGGGAGCUGGAGCAGGACAGGGCAGCGGCGCUGGAGCAGGACAGGGCAGCGGCGCUGGAGCAGGACAGGGCAGCGGCGCUGGAGCAGGACAGGGCAGCGGCGCUGGAGCAGGACAGGGAAGCGGCGCUGGAGCAGGACAGGGAAGCGGCGCUGGAGCAGGACAGGGAAGCGGCUAUGGCCAGGGCGCUGGAGCAGGACAGGGAAGCGGCGCUGGAGCAGGACAGGGAAGCGGCUAUGGCCAGGGCGCUGGAGCAGGACAGGGAAGUGGCGCUGGAGCAGGACAGGGAAGCGGCUAUGGCCAGGGCGCUGGAGCAGGACAGGGAAGCGGCGCUGGAGCAGGACAGGGAAGCGGCUAUGGCCAGGGCGCUGGAGCAGGACAGGGAAGCGGCGCUGGAGCAGGACAGGGAAGCGGCGCUGGAGCAGGACAGGGAAGCGGCGCUGGAGCAGGACAGGGAAGCGGCGCUGGAGCAGGACAGGGAAGCGGCGCUGGAGCUGGACAGGGAUGCGGCGCUGGAGCAGGACAGGGAAGCGGCUAUGGCCAGGGCGCUGGAGCAGGACAGGGAAGCGGCGCUGGAGCAGGACAGGGAAGCGGCUAUGGCCAGGGCGCUGGAGCAGGACAGGGAAGCGGCGCUGGCCAGGGCGCUGGAGCAGGACAGGGAAGUGGCGCUGGAGCAGGACAGGGAAGCGGCUAUGGCCAGGGCGCUGGAGCAGGACAGGGAAGCGGCGCUGGAGCAGGACAGGGAAGCGGCUAUGGCCAGGGCGCUGGAGCAGGACAGGGAAGCGGCUAUGGCCAGGGCGCUGGAGCAGGACAGGGAAGCGGCGCUGGAGCAGGACAAGGAAGCGGCUAUGGCCAGGGCGCUGGAGCAGGAGCAGGACAGGGAAGUGGUCAAGGGAAGUGUCGGGGAUGUGGCAAAGGUCAAUGUCGCCUUUAGGGACAUGUUCAUGGGAAUUUUGCAUAAUACUUUCUGGGGGUCUUUUCCAAUUCUUUUGUUCAGAUGUCAUGUUUUCCCUGUUUGCUCAAACUGUUUAGAAAGAUUUUCUGACUCUCUCUACCACUACUAUCACCUCAAAUAAAUAAAAAAUUGCUUGAUUUGAA